CUUCCCCUCUCAUUCCACUCUUUGCGCUCUCCAUUGCUUCUUAUUGAGAGGUAAAGGAACAUAGAGAGAGAGAGAGAGAGAUUGUUGCAAUGGCAGCAGCUUAUUCUCGUGUCUCCUACUCACUUCUGGUGUUGCUUCUUCUGGCAUUGUCGUUGGUUGGGAGCGUCCAUGGACGGCUGAAGCCUUCAGAUUGCCAACCGAGAUGCCAAUACCGGUGCUCAGGAACGUCCCACAAGAAGCCAUGCAUGUUCUUCUGCCUCAAAUGUUGCGCCCAGUGCCUGUGUGUGCCGCCUGGAACCUAUGGCAACAAGCAGGUGUGCCCCUGCUACAACAACUGGAAGACAAAGGAAGGUGGCCCUAAGUGCCCUUAGAUUUUUUCGAUGGGGAUACCUUGUGGUGCACCAAAUAGUUUCGGUCUAUUAUACGGAUAUCUUAUUUAUGUUAUUGCCGUUUUAGUAUUCAAGAUGGAGGAGAGAUUCAUGGCCGGGAAAUGUGAAUCCCCUCUUUUGAUGUGGCUAAUGUUACCUACCAAUAAGAGUUUAAAUAAUUCUGAGAGUUCUCCAUUGGACUGCUA
Phoenix dactylifera (date palm) is the source of this 574-nucleotide messenger RNA. RefSeq names its product protein RSI-1-like. NCBI's taxonomy places the organism in Eukaryota, Viridiplantae, Streptophyta, Magnoliopsida, Arecales, Arecaceae. The record is from RefSeq and is a predicted model, not a curated record.